UGCAUAUGCCGCAUGCGUUCAUUCUCUGGACAUUGUCAUGGGGAUUUCCACUCAGGUGCAAGUUCCUCCUCCUUGUCUGAAUUCUGGAUCCGGCGGGAGGUAGGCCCCGUUGACAGCGCGGAUUCAGAAUGAGUGAAAGCGGACAACGGGUGUCGCAGCUUCAUCUGAAACCAUUCACGUGUUGCCCUGCCGUCAUCUCGGUUUGUCCACCGCCCCCCUAGCGACGUCUCUCCUAUUUCCCAAUGACUUACUGGUUCUGUGACAAUAGUUUUGACUAAAUCUGAACUAAAAAAACUAUAAUUACCCUGCUGGAACCGCUGUGCAUAAUCACCGGGCUGGAGGGGGCGAGCUUGAGGUGUCGCUUGCACAAGUAACAU
Messenger RNA from Vitrella brassicaformis, 377 nucleotides. The record is from the annotation of a GenBank genome assembly. NCBI's taxonomy places the organism in Eukaryota, Vitrellaceae.